Messenger RNA from Fimicolochytrium jonesii, 802 nucleotides. RefSeq lists its product as uncharacterized. Bases 128 to 709 code for a protein of 193 amino acids. The record is from RefSeq and is a predicted model, not a curated record. Gene Ontology annotation, molecular function: palmitoyltransferase activity. NCBI's taxonomy places the organism in Eukaryota, Fungi, Chytridiomycota, Chytridiomycetes, Spizellomycetales, Powellomycetaceae. The transcript has a single exon.
UGAUCAAAUUCGAUCAGUGAGUAGCAUCCUCGUCAUCCCUACCUCUUUGAAUUUUGAUUACUCAUUUCACGGUGUUCGCUCAAACAGCCAUUGUCCAUGGACAUACAGUUGCAGUAAGUCAUCUAACAUGAGGUGCCUUGUUCACGAGCAGCGCAUGCUAACAUCACAACUUCUUCUAGUUGGUGCACUAAAUCAUCGCUACUUCAUCUUGUUCAGCGGCACUCUGCCGCUUGGAGCAUGGAUGUUCGUGCAUAUCGUCUUCGCAUGUAGGUCUUCGAAUUUAACUUCCACUUUUAAAGCACACCAGACUCACAUGAAGUACCAAUCAGAUCUGGACUCCUUAUUUGACACACCGCGGCCGCCCACAUACUACGAAUGCAGCCUCCCGAUCGACGGUCUCUGCGGCUACUUCGCCUACGACGGCUUCGCCUUCCUCGUCGCCAUAUGGACUCUCUUGAACUCCAUCUGGUGCUUCUUCCUCUUCUUGACACAACUCUGGCAGAUCUCACAAGCGUACACCACGAACGAAGGCGCCAAUUGGUGGCGGUUGUCCUACAUGGUGGUACCCGGGGACAUGGCCCAGCCUUCUUGGCGGAGACGGAUGCGGAAUCCGUUCAGCAGAGGGAUCUUUAGGAACUGCGGGGAGUUCUGGGGUGGUUCUGAGGUGCAGCUCAAUAGCAAACGGACCAAAACCAGGAGUCGAUGGUAAUGGAGAUCUGCCUUGUUUGUGGUGCACCCGGAUUGAUUUCCUUACUUUCCACUGUCUUUCCCAUUUCAGGUUCGACGUUUACGAGGUGCCAUC